AUGGGUAUUUCGUGUUGUCACUUGUUGAACGAGAACAAGGACGAUGCAUCGUUCACAAGGAACAAGAGCGGUCACCUGAUCAAGGUGGACAAGUUCAAGUGUGCCGAUGGAAGUGUGAUGAAGAAGCUGUCGACCAUCUUCGAGGAAGAUGAGAACAUGAUAUCAAAGAAGUCAUCCUUUAUGUCCAUACCUUCUACAAACAAGUUUGUGGGUAUAUAUCAAACAGAGAAGGUGGUGGCACAACCGGUGUGA
Messenger RNA from Bursaphelenchus okinawaensis, 252 nucleotides. NCBI's taxonomy places the organism in Eukaryota, Metazoa, Nematoda, Chromadorea, Rhabditida, Aphelenchoididae. The record is from the annotation of a GenBank genome assembly.